AUGGGUAUUCUAAACAAGAUCACAAGCCUAUGGCCGAAUCGUCAAGCAAAGGUGACGACACUCAAUGCAUCUUCCGUCAUCCCGCCUGCACUCAACGCCAUGGAAGCUCCCAAAUCAGGAAGAGCAUCGCGCAUGCUGGCUUCUUUGCGGAGACUGUUCCACUAUAAACACAGUCGAACCGUCUCGCCCAAGACACACGAAGAACGCAAAUCCGAGACCAGCGACGACGUGUACCAGCUCGAACCGCUCACACUCAGCCUCGAGCAGGAGUCCAGUGGUGGGUGGGAAGUUGAUGACAUCUUUCGAGGGUCCGAUAUCGCUGAGCCCGGUGUUCAGCAGAUCACGAAUGAAGGCUUUGCGCAGUCGUCCGAUGACCAUGUCGACAUUGCGAAAAACAAUCACGUUCUUAACAAAGUAGACAAAGGAUCAACCGCUUGCGAGAGCACCGCAACUGACGACAAACGUACAAUUCGUGAAGCUGGGAGCCGAUCCACCAUCACCUCGACUCUGACUUAUAAGCUUGCUGGGUCCAUCUUCGAUAACGUACAUCACCACGAUAGCUGCACGACUACGAACGGCUCGACUACGAUUAUUCGUUCUCUGAAAGAGGUUACGGGCGACGCGUCGACGGCAGUAAACCUUCACAACGACAUGUUGGAGAGCUUUGACGUGCCUUCGGAUCCUUCAAGCCGUAGCCAGCAAAGGGAUAGCGCAUCCUCGCGAAACAUACAAGCAUGUCAAGAAGAUGAUAGUCUUCUGAUUCCGAGUAACACGACGCAGUCGCAAGACGGCAAUACAUGCACAACUGCAAAGAGUGAAGCGGAUACUGGCACUGGGGACGAUCGCGACACCACCGUCAGGACAGAUGCAUCUGAAGCCGGGAUGUCUCGCUUUGAUUGGGAAAAGAUUCACGCAAUUCCUGAUUCGGCAUUCAGACAGCUGCUGCAUUCGGUCAUCGAGAGCUACAGCUCCGUCGAUAUUGCUUUAGAGGAGUGCCAUGUUACGCAACGCAGGGAUGGUGGAUUUCAUCACGUUGUGUUCAUGGCAGCGGUAAAAGACGAGCCUCCCAACCGUCUUGUCGAACGAUAUGUUUUCAGAGUCCCUGCUAUUGGAACUGCAGCCCGGUGGCAGCCAGGCGAUCAGCACAACCUACGCUGCGAAGUGACCUUGAUGCAGUGGCUGCGAAACAAAACUUCCAUCCCGAUACCAGAAGUCGUUGACUUCGCUCUAGAUAUCGAGACCUCUUUCAUCGGCGCACCAUACAUCUUGAUGAAGCGCAUGCCUGGAAAAGCCGCCCAAAACGUCUGGUAUGACAAGCCUAGUGAUCGCAAUCAUGUCACCACCAACUGCGUUUCUCCACAAACGGAGAAGAAGCGUCGUAAUAUUCUGCGCUCACUUGCGCAGUGUAUGUCGCAGCUAAGAGAUGUGAGCUUCAAUGAGGUUGGUCUUGUAGAUUGCAAGGACGCACUUUCUUUAAGCGCGACGCCAACAACUACAGUCUCAUAUCGCUGGAAGCCGCCGUACGAACUCACUGCGGAGGAUCUAGGAGGACCAACCCAAGUGUACCCAUAUGGACCAUUCAAAAAGAAUCUGGACUACUGGAAGCUGGACUUGGAGGAGAGCUGGCCUGCGAUCCCUGAAUACGAUCCCGAUGUUGAUCAAGAAAUACUGAACAUGGUAUCUGGAAUGCGCAAGAUCAUCGACAUGCUUCACGACCACCCUACCAUCGCCGCUUCGAAAAAAGAUCCCGCAGAUGCCGACGAGAAGGAGACCUUCGUCAUCCGUCAUCCUGAUCUCGAUCUACAGAACAUUCUCGUAGAUGACGACGGCAACGUUACAGGCAUCAUCGACUGGGAUAACUGUCUCGCCGUCCCUCGCUGUAUCGGCUAUGCUUCACUACCCGACUUCCUCCGUCGUGAUUGGAACAAAGACUUUUCUCUUGCUGACUCACCCCACAUGCCCACAUGGGAGAUGCAGAAGUACGCGGAUAUUUAUGCCGAUGCCAUGGCAGAGACUGGAUGCUCCGACGCGAAAUACACACGUAAGUCUGGGAUGUAUCGGGCUAUUGCUGGUGCAAUCACGCAGGGUAGUCUCACGGAUGUGAUUGAGAAGCUCUUCGCUCAUAUUCCAGGGUUGAGGAUGAGUAAUGUUGAGGAGCUUCAGCGACUGAUAGGUGGAGGAUGGGUUGAGGGUGAGGAGUAUAUCAAGAAGGCGAUUGGCAAGCUGUUAGAGCCCAGCGGCCGCUUUACUUGA
Molecule: messenger RNA, 2253 nt
Organism: Alternaria ethzedia
Lineage: Eukaryota; Fungi; Ascomycota; Dothideomycetes; Pleosporales; Pleosporaceae
Exons: 1
Coding region: 1-2253 (750 amino acids)
Source: RefSeq, a predicted model, not a curated record